AUGGAUGUAAUGUACGGUCAAUUCCAGACAGUGUACUCGAUUGCAUUAUUUUUGCUAAGUUUUUUCACUUUAGUGACGUACGCCAUUUUUCUUGUGAAAGUGAGAAGAAAGUCAAUAGAUCUAAACAUGAAAGGGAUAUACCGCUCCCUCAUUGUGACUAGUUUUACUAUAGUAUUCUGCUCUCUUGCCGUUGGAUUUGGCAUUGUUGUUAGCGCCAUCACGCACACCUAUAGUGCCACUAUGGGACUGCUUAUUGGGAUCUCCAUAAACAUCUCUAUUGCUUCCAAUUUCUUUGUCUACUACUUUAUUAGCGAGCAAUAUCGAACAGCAAUCAACCACUACCUCUACAUCAAUAUUUUGAAGUCCGCUUUGCGUCCAUCUGAUAAGAAGUCCAGAACAUCAGUCGUGACUGUGACCGCUAUUGCAUAA
Cylicostephanus goldi is the source of this 429-nucleotide messenger RNA. The record is from the annotation of a GenBank genome assembly. Lineage: Eukaryota; Metazoa; Nematoda; Chromadorea; Rhabditida; Strongylidae.